This is a messenger RNA of Apis mellifera (honey bee), 2196 nucleotides long. RefSeq names its product ubiquitin carboxyl-terminal hydrolase calypso (gene calypso). The coding region runs from base 110 to 1927 and encodes 605 amino acids. Lineage: Eukaryota; Metazoa; Arthropoda; Insecta; Hymenoptera; Apidae. The transcript is spliced from 8 exons. The record is from RefSeq and is a predicted model, not a curated record. Gene Ontology annotation, biological process: ubiquitin-dependent protein catabolic process; protein deubiquitination. Gene Ontology annotation, molecular function: cysteine-type deubiquitinase activity. Gene Ontology annotation, cellular component: cytoplasm.
CAUGAUAUAUGUUUUGAUGUAAUAUGGCGUCUUUAAUUGUCACAGUAUAAUAAAAUUUUUAAAUGAAUUUAAAAUUCUUUUAAAUGUUGAACUUGAAAUUGAACACAGAAUGCCAGUUGACAUAAAUCGAUUAACAGAAGGUUGGCUAGAAUUGGAAAGUGACCCAGGUUUAUUUACAUUAUUAUUGGAAGAUUUUGGAGUAAAAGGUGUACAAGUAGAAGAAAUAUAUGAUCUACAAAAAUCAUUGGAAGGUCCAGUAUAUGGUUUUAUAUUUUUAUUUCGUUGGAUAGAAGAAAGGAGAUCCAGGCGUAAAGUUGUAGAACAAGAUGAAAGUUUUGUAAAAGAUGAAGAAAUUGUUAACAAUAUAUUUUUUGCACAACAGGUUGUGCCCAAUAGUUGUGCAACUCACGCAUUACUUUCUGUAUUACUUAAUUGUCCAAAUAUUCAUUUGGGUACAACUUUAUCCCGAUUGAAAAUGCAUACAUCUGGUAUGUGUCCAGAAAAUAAAGGAUGGGCAAUUGGAAAUACUCCUGAAUUGGCAUGUGCUCAUAAUUCUCAUGCAAUGCCUCAAGCCAAAAGACGUCAGGAUAAAAAUACUGGUGUUUCAACUGGUAGAUUUACUGGAGAAGCUUUUCAUUUUGUUAGUUAUGUACCAAUUAAUGGUAGAUUAUUUGAAUUAGAUGGUUUAAAACCAUAUCCGAUGGAUCAUGGUCCAUGGAAAGAGCAUGAAGAAUGGACUGAACAAUUUAGAAGAGUAAUUACGGAUCGUUUAGGAAUGGCAACAGGGGAACAGUUACAAGAUAUAAGAUUUAAUUUAAUGGCUGUUGUUCCUGAUCGACGACUCGCCAUUUCGCAUAAAUUAACUAUGUUGAAAACUAAUAGGCAAAUAGUAUUAGAGGCAUUGCAACAACUUGUUAAAUUAAGUCAUCAAGAUGGAACAGAAAAAAAUUCAAAUGAUUCUGAUAAAUCAGAUAAAUCCUAUGAUAAAAAAAACAAAACCGACGACGAAAAUGUUCCACCUAAUAAAUCAGAGAUUGAUGAAUCUUCAUCAGUACCAACUAUUACAGUUGAAAGAAACAGUGAUUCUACUAUAGAUACUGAAGAACCAGCCACAAGUGUAACUUCUGGAAAGGCAGAAUCAAAUAUGGAAAAAGUAGUAAUGUGUGCAUUGGAUUAUGCUACACCUCUCAGAAUUCAAACUUCCCCAGCACAUAGUUCGUCUAGUACUGAUACAUCAUCUGAGAUUGGAUCUGCAUUUAAUUCUCCAACUCAAGCAUGGGGAUGGAAUUCUGGUCAAAGCAGCCCAACAUCGACAAAAGAUUUCAAAAAGUUUGUCGUGAUUAGAGUGUCUGGUGAUGAAAAGAACGAGGCUGGUUUAAUAGGUCGUUCUCUUGGAAAUAUUAAUAUAAAUGGAAAAAGAUUAGUUUCUGACAGUGGUCAUUUACAUAAGAAGGUCUGCCUGUCAGGAGAAGUUAGGAUACCUCAUGCCAGAGUAAAAACUAGUAACGGGGAUACUGUUACCGAAGAGAAGAAAGUCGAAAAGAUCGAUCCGAAAUUAUGCUCGAAAUAUCCAGAAUUGUUCGAGCCCCAUACAUUUGCACCUAAAGAUCUUUUAGCAUUGUUAAAGAAUUUGGAGCAUGAAAUUAAUAUCUGUGAAACUAGUUUAAAAGAUGAAAAUGACAAGAGGAAUAAAUACAAGAUUGAUGAUUGUCGUAGAACACACAAUUACGACGAAUUUAUUUGCACUUUCCUUUCGAUGCUUGCUCAACAAGGCAAAUUGGCAGAAUUGGUCCAACAACACUUAACUUUAAAGAAGCAUACUUCCGUCUCAGUGAACAGGGUUCAUAGAUCUUCAAAGAAAGCAGAUACUCGUCCAAACUCGUCCCGUAGACGUCGAGGUAGAACCAAAUGUAAAAAACGAAAAUAAUCUUCGUAAAGCGAAUAAAUGGAAUGUUAUCCCACCUAUCGAAUUAUCAGUCAGGAAUUUUGGAACUAUUAAAAAGGACACUUUAAGAAAUGAAACAAGCAUAUAAAAAAAAAAAAUUAUAUGAUUGUUAAAGCAAAAAUGGAGCGUGGAUUAUAUAUCACUCUUUACAAUACUUACAACGUUGAUAGCGUUGAACUAUCAAUAUUUGUUUUAUUUUUUUCACUCAAAUGUUUAUUAGACAAUCAUAUAUUCAUCAGCAGCACUGAAAA